Sphaeramia orbicularis (orbiculate cardinalfish) is the source of this 1061-nucleotide messenger RNA. It is a transcript of the gene hspb7, whose product is annotated as heat shock protein family, member 7 (cardiovascular). Gene Ontology annotation, biological process: heart development. The record is from RefSeq and is a predicted model, not a curated record. The transcript has 3 exons. The coding region runs from base 193 to 663 and encodes 156 amino acids. Gene Ontology annotation, cellular component: nucleus; cytoplasm. NCBI's taxonomy places the organism in Eukaryota, Metazoa, Chordata, Actinopteri, Kurtiformes, Apogonidae.
GGAAAAUAACAGGGAUAGAUCUGCACCCCAUAGAUCCACAAACACUAAAGGCAAAACCCAACAGAGGACAGAGCUCCAGUGUGUAGUGUUUGUGUGUCUCAGCCUGUGUCAAACACCUUAACCCCCCCCCACCACUCCUCCUCCUCCUCCUCCCUCUCCUCUCUCCUCCUUUGACUUCCCCAGCUGCCAUCCAUGAGUGGAACUAACUCCUCUGCCUAUCGAUCGGAGCGUAGUUUCCACCAGACGUCUUCCUCGUCCACAUCCUCUGGGAGCCCAUACAUGGAGAAGAACCGGGGACUGUUCACCGAGGACUUUGGCUCCUUCAUGAGGCCUGGGACCGACGCCCUGGGCUUUUCCAGUGGAGCUGGAAAUAUCAAGGCCCUCGGUGAUUCCUACCAGUUCACCGUGGAUGUCAGAGACUUCUCCCCUGAAGACGUCAUUGUCACCACAUCCAACAAUCAGAUUGAAGUUCGUGCAGAAAAGCUGGCUCAAGAUGGUUCGGUGAUGAACACAUUCACUCACAAAUGCCAACUACCGGAGGAUGUGGACCCCACCUCUGUGACGUCAUCCCUGGGGGCAGAGGGGACCUUAACGGUCCGGGCACGUCGCCACCCAGCCAAACAUGAGCACAUACAGACCUUCCGCACAGAGAUUAAGAUCUAGUGGGACGCUGGUUUUGUCAUCCUAAUCCUUCCCCUGUGGUUUUUCAUUUCUCUGUCCUGUAUUUCCUGUCUUCAGUGUCAUCCUUCCAUACUCAGAGUUGGCUCUGUGAACUAUGAAACACACCACAACCCCCCUGUACAACUGCAACAACAUGCCGCUAUGCUAAUUUACAUUUGGAGUUCACAUACAUACAGACAGACAUACAGACAGACAGACAGACAGACAGACAGACAGACAUAUGCAUAGACAUACAGUCCCUGUUCCCCUAUUUCACUCAUGUCUACUAACAUCUAACAUCUUUCUAAACUUAAAACCCACUUUGACAUGGAUGAUUUCCCAUUAAUAAUAAUUUAUUGUAUAUUAUUGUUUGUGUGAAUAAACUUUUCUUUCUUUGACAA